UUGUUGUUGCUACCCUUUCCGGAUCCGUCUGUUCUCGUAAACAAGAGUUCGAGCGGUCGGACAGAGGUACGUCGGUGACGUCACCAGGUGUCAGAGUGGUCAGCUCCACUCGCCGUCUCCUGUGUUAUUCUGUGACACGGUAGGACGGGACUGGAGUGUGUCACACGCAGACUCUGACAGGUGGAGCCCACUAGUCCGACUGGUUCUCGCUGCCUUUCUUUUCACUCACCGUGGAGGUGAUGUAGAGGAGUUACCAUGAAGACUCUCGCUGCCGCCGCGCUGCUCGUUCUCUCCUUCUGUGCCACAGUUUCAGGAGACGAGGACACCGAGACGGCGGUGACAGCGCAGCCUGGCGACGUUGCUCUACUUCCGUGUUACACCGCUGGUAAUGUAACACCGUCCUUAACUACUUGGAUAAAAGAUGGACGGGAGAUAGUUCGAGGCGGUGGAGACUCCACACCGAGCCCCUCGGCCGGGACUCAGAGGCUCGCGGUGCUGCAGGACGGUCGUCUCAACAUCACCCAGGUGGUGCGCGGGGACGAGGGAAUCUACCUGUGCACCAUCCUCCUACCUGGGAACAAUAUCUACCACGGACGGGUGCAGCUUCAAGUGACCAGUGGUCCAGAAAAUGUCUCUCUGUCCAUCACAACUGCCACCCCACUGUCCAAUGGGACGCUCAUUGUGUUCCGGGGUUCCACCGUCUCCUUCAACUGCUCCGCCUCCUCUUACCCGUCUCAGCAUCUGACCUGGGGUUUCAGUGGCGCAUCGCCGCCCAACGACACGCUGCUCACAGGGCUGGGACCCUGGCUGGAGUACAGGAUAGAAAACGUCCAACCAGGUGCUCAGGGAGUCUACAGCUGCACCGCCCACAACACCGUCUCCAAUCAGACGGUGAAAAAGAGCACGGAGCUGCUGGUCUACUAUGCCCCGGACAGACACCCUGAGUGUAUGUGGACACCGGCGCAGGACCCCUCCCACAUCUACUUCAACUGCACCUGGUUUGGAGCCUAUCCCACACCAACACUGCGCUGGGGAGAAAACCAUGACCAGCAGCAGUGGCACGAAGGACACCUGUACGCCACCGAGGAGACGGACCGUCUCUCCAUGAUUUUGAACCGCACCCUGCUUUCAGACGGUCAAACGCUGACCUGCAUAGGUCAGCACUUGGCCCGGGUGCCAGGACAUGAGAACUCCUGUUCAUUCACUCUCAAGCCCCCGUUCCCAGAAGGGGAGCCCAUAGCCACAGCAGUGGAGCGGGACAGCAUCACUCUGACCUGCUCCGAGAACAUCUCUGUGCCUCCAGCCAGCACCACCUGGAGAAAAGGCCUGCAGCAGGAGGUCAUCAUUCCUGGACCAAAGUACAUCCUGUCUGAAGAGGGGCCUGUUCUCACACUGACCAUCGUCAACGUCAGCAAGGAGGACGAAGGAUUCUACUUCUGCCGCAGUGAGAACCCCCUCAACGUCACUGAGCUGGAAGUCUACCUGACUGUGAAAACCUCCUCCACCUACACAGGGGUCAUCAUCGGCGUCUUUAUAGCCGCUCUGAUCGUGGGGUCGACCAUCAUCAUCGCCAAAACGGUGUACAAUAACAGACACAGGAUCUGCUUAGGUGGCGGCUUUGGGCAAAUGGAAGACACAGGUGACGUUCUGGAUCUGGUAGAAUCUGACGACGAGCAGAUCUUUCAUGACACUGUUCCUCGGUUGCCUCCAUUACCUAACGGCAACCAUACAACGCUCGUCCAGAUACACCGGAUCCCCUCCAAUGAAUAUGAAGAUUCUGAAAGCGUGGACACCAGUGCACAACAAGAAGACACCGUACAGACGGACGAGCCGGAGGAACUGGUCACAUUUUAGCCAUUAAAAAAAAAAAGAAAAGUUUUUAAUUAUUAUUGUUUAGUGUAAAUAUAAUUUACUCCCAAUGUGAAUGUGAACUGAAGACAUGUAGAAAUUAUUUCUUUUAAUGUAUCCUUUUUUUAAAGCUGGGGUUUUGAAUAUUUGUAAUUUUUUCUAAUAUUUGUUGUACAGGAAUUUAAAAUGUUUGUACUUUACGUCCCUGCAGCCAAUGAAGUUGUUUAAUAAAAGUAUGAUUAUUGCUG
Molecule: messenger RNA, 2096 nt
Organism: Cynoglossus semilaevis (tongue sole)
Lineage: Eukaryota; Metazoa; Chordata; Actinopteri; Pleuronectiformes; Cynoglossidae
Gene: vsig10
Product: V-set and immunoglobulin domain containing 10
Exons: 9
Coding region: 256-1854 (532 amino acids)
Biological process (GO): cell-cell adhesion; synapse assembly
Cellular component (GO): plasma membrane; cell-cell junction
Molecular function (GO): cell adhesion molecule binding
Source: RefSeq, a predicted model, not a curated record